This is a messenger RNA of Phalacrocorax carbo (great cormorant), 5175 nucleotides long. The record is from RefSeq and is a predicted model, not a curated record. NCBI's taxonomy places the organism in Eukaryota, Metazoa, Chordata, Aves, Suliformes, Phalacrocoracidae.
ACAAGAAUAAAGUUGAACAACUCACUCGCUCUCGUUCACUGCCCCAGAGAGGACUGCUCAAAGCCGCGGCAGCCUGGGAACCCGGCUUGGCCAGACCACGGAGACCACUGCUAGACAAGCGCAACUGAGAUGGCUUACGCACUUCUUCUUUCUGUUGUUUUGCUACAUUUUCUCCAACAAGGGAUCACGAGCAAGAAAUUACCUGGAGUUGAGCAGUAUGAGAUAGUUUAUGCACGGAAACUGCACACAGUACAUAAAAGAGAUGUAGAAAGAAACAAUGAGACAAAAUACGAUGACACAAUGGAGUAUGGAAUCAAAGCCAAUGGAGAGGAAGUCAUACUGCACCUACAAAAAAAUAAGCACCUAUUAGCUAGCGACUACACUGAAACAGUUUAUUCUGAUGACGGUCGACAAAUAACAACAAGUCCUCACAUCAAGGAUCACUGUUACUAUCAAGGUUACGUUCGGAAUGAUGCUGAUUCCACAGCAAGCAUCAGCACCUGCAGUGGUUUACGUGGAUAUUUUGAGACCCGUGGUCAGAAGUACCUUAUUGAACCCUUGGGAACUUCAGAUAGAGACGAACAUGCGGUCUAUAAGUAUGAGAAACUCGAACAAAAGUCCAUAAAAACCUGUGGUGUUAUCAAUAAUACCUGGGAAGAGGAUACAGACGACCCCUUAAAUGACAUCUUCAGAUCCAGCAACAGUCCAGAAAUAAAGGCAUACCUGAAAGCAAAAAAGUAUCUGGAACUUUACGUAGUUGCAGACAAUGCUUUGUAUAAGAAGUAUAAGGAAGAUGUUAAAACUGUAAGACAAAGGAUAUUUGGAAUGGUCAAUUACAUCAACACGGUUUAUAAGGCCAUAAAUAUCUACGUGGCUUUAAUUGGCCUCGAAAUCUGGACAGAUGGUGAUAAAUGCCUCCUGAGUCAUGCUGCGGGAUUCACCCUGGACAGUUUCUCAAAGUGGCGUGUAUCUGAUUUAUUAAAGAGGAAGAGAAAUGACAAUGCUCAGCUAAUCACAGGCUACGACUUUGAGGGGUCGACGAUUGGAUUAGCCUUUCUAAAAUCCAUAUGCAGUGAUGUAUAUUCUGCAGGUAUUAUUGAGGACCAUAACAGAAACGAAAUUGCAGUUGCAGCCACCAUGGCGCAUGAGAUGGGACACAACCUCGGCAUGAGCCAUGACACCAAAGCCUGCGCAUGCAGUGGUAAAGUUUGCAUCAUGACAGACACUGUCAGUUCUAUCAUCCCCGAGAAAUUCAGCUCUUGCAGCCUCCAAAGUUUCGAGAAGUACAUGCUGAGCGACAUGCCAAAAUGCUUAACAAACAUCCCAGACAUAAACAGCAUCGUAGCUCCUCCAUCCUGUGGAAAUGGCUUUGUGGAAAAAGGAGAGGAAUGCGACUGUGGUACUCCUGAGGAGUGCACAAACGACUGCUGCGACCCCCAGACGUGCAAACUGACGGCAGGUUCCAUGUGCGCACACGGAGAGUGCUGUGAAAACUGCCAAUAUAAAAAACCAGGAGCUAUUUGCCGAGCCGUUAAGCACGACUGUGACCUGGCCGAGAUGUGCACCGGCUUAUCUGCACAUUGCCCAGCGGAUCGAUUCCGUAUGAACGGACAUCCCUGCAACUACGGCGAAGGCUAUUGCUACAUGGGAAGUUGUCCCACCCGAGCAAAGCAGUGCAAAGCUGCUUUUGGACCUCAGGCUACUGAGAGUGCAGCUUCCUGUUACCGGAUGAACGAGAAAGGGGUGUAUUAUGGAUACUGCAGACGAGACAGAGGUAGUCACGUCCCGUGUAAAAAAAAAGACAUAAUGUGCGGGAAGUUGUUCUGUACUGGGGGGAACGAGAUGCCUCGGGAUGGGAGCCUGGUGGCUUUUCAGUCUUGCAAAGCAAGCUUUCCUAGAAAUGGAGAAGCAGACCCAGGGAUGAUUCUUGAUGGAACAAAGUGCGGGAAUGGGAUGGUGUGCAUCAGUGGAGAAUGUGUUUAUGCUGAACAUGUCUUUAGAUCAACCAACUGCUCUGCCAAGUGUACUGGACAUGCUGUGUGUGACCACGAGUUGCAAUGCCAGUGUGAAGAAGGAUGGGCACCACCAACCUGUGGCAGCUCAACAGCAGUUACCAGCUUCGCUAUUGUUGCCGGAGUGCUGGUUGUCCUCGCUGUCACAGCAGCUGCAGCAGUGUUACUUAUCCGCUUCCGAGUAUUCAAGAAGAGCUGCCAGACCAGAAGGGGACCUGGAGCCACAAACCAAGUCUUUGUGGAUCAAGAACAAAGGCACAGAGAACACCACGGCCUGGCUGGACCUGACCAGAAGCUGAAUGACAAGAAACUUCUCCUUCCCGUGCCUCCACCGCAGGAGAACAAACCACAGCUCCAGAGCCCUGUUGUAAGGCCAAAAGGUCCCCCACCUCCUGUUCCUGCCACCAAACCAGCCUCCUCUCACACAGAACAGAUUUUUGCACCAGAGAGAAAACCUGCUCAUCUCCCAGUUCCCAAAGGCAGACCUCCACCUCCACCAAAGGCUUUAAAACCUCCGGUUAAUCCCAGAGUGUGAAGCUUCUGAAGAAGGGCUGAUCAAGAUACCUGAAAUUUUCAGGGACAAUUUGUUUGUCCCCUGAUUCCUCCACUUUUGGCAAAGGCAACCAAGAUAGUCUUCCUGUUCUCUUUAAAAAAAGAACAACUGAUUGACAGCUGCUUUAAAAGAAAAAGGCUGGAUUUCAAACAGCGAGGAACUCUUCGGUGAUGACAUCAAGCUACUGUCCAAAAGGAAACGAAGCAGAAUCGCUACUUGCACUGAGGUGUAGACCAGGAGUAAGUGAUGAAGGCUGCUUAACACAUCCUAACUCCGAGGCCACUGCUGAAGGAUGUGGCCGCACUGGGAUGCCCUGCAUCUAUACCGCUUUUCUGGGUACAGACCUGAGAAGAUCAGGGAAAGUAUGGCUACUGUAUAUUUGUAAAUUGUAAACUUUUUCUACAUUCGUGGCUCUUUGCCAGCCCUCUCUUCAGCAACAGACCAGAUCUCCUCCUUCAUGUGCAAGCUGCAAGUUCUGGAAAAAGAAAAAAAACCUUCCUGCCCUUUGGAGCAAAGUUUGUGUCCUCAAGGCCUGAACUAGCCUUGGAAUAAUCAGAUCACACACUGGAAAUGCAUCAAUUCUGGAAAGAUCCUUCUGGAUCAGACCCUGUCAUUAAUCCUUAGAUUACCUGCUAAACAAGAUUCCUCUGUUGAGUAGGUAGAACUGGAGAUACGCUCAAAAGCAAAGCACACAGGAGUCAAACCACUUGCUGCUUGCAAGCGCUCCCAGAGCUCUGGCUGUGCCAGUUUAGGAGAGCUCCAGCUGCCAUCAUUGCCCUCAGACAGAAAAAUUUAGAAAAGCACAGUCAACAAAAUCCUUAAUCAUUUAUUUCAUUUGCCCCUCAGCUCCAGAAAUAAUCCGAGUCUUUCUCCCUUCCAGGAUAUACACACCUUGGUGUUUUCAUUUAAUUGCUCUUGCACCGGGGCGUGUUAUUGUAAAGUUGCUAAUGAGAACUAGGCUGGGCACAGGGGUUUGUUAUUGUGGGACAGCAUCGCAGCGUGAGGCUUAGCACGCGGGUUUACUACUGAGGGGUUCUUCAUUCGUUCUGGCCUGCUGGCAUCAGUGUUGUUGACACUAUCGGCCUGCUGGCGUAGAUCUGCAUGAUACUGUUGGCAUUGAUGUUAAUGAUACUGUGAGGGUGCUGGCACUGAUGCUAUUGUUAGCGUUGGCACCGAUAUUGUUCAUGCGAUCAGCAUUAAUAUUUUAAGCUAAAGCACACAGAAGUGUUUUUCAAGGAACAAAAAUUUUACCAGAAAAAAAAAAAAGGAAAAAGGAAAAAAGAGAAACAAAAUCGUCCUGAACCCAAAGUACUCAAGAUUUUAUAGAGGUUCCAGUUUGAACUGGAUUUGAGUUUGGACCAGGAUCAAAAUUAGAACACAGAUCCAAACCGAUUACGCUGUGACUCAGGAAGGCAGUUUCCAGCCCUUGGGCACAGUGGCUUUGCUCAAGAAGACCACAUGGCUGCCAAACUACCAAAACAAGCUCUGGGGCCUCGGGCCAGCGUUGUGCGUACUAACCUCUACCUGUACUUGGUGCUGGCCAGGGCCUGUUUAGAACUUUUUUGAAAAGCCCAACCCUCAGAGGGCCUGAAACCUUCUACUCAGGCUCACGAACCAGCUCACACUUACUGAAAUCCUGGUCCACGUAAUCUUGUUCGGAUACUGAACACAUAACUGCACAGUUACUUUUCAAACGCGGAGCCUUGUCAUUUACAGUGACCGUUACUGCAGCUGCGUGCUGCAGAUCCAUCAUCUCCCAUACAGAAAUGCAUAUUAAAAAACCCCAAUUUCUUCUUUUGGCCUAGGUUUGCUUUGAGGUUGCCAAUCGAGUACUGUACGCUCUGCAAAACACAGAUGUGAUGUAAUUACAGUCUUCAGUUUGAGGAGUGAGGUGGGUUUUUUGUUUUAGGAGAGAUUUUAUUGGAAGAGCAUAGCUUUCUUCCACUUUGGAUAAUUACUUCUUUAUUUGAGCCAGUGUCGGGAUUUAACCCCAGCCAGUGACUGAGCCCCCCGCGGCCGUUUGCUCACUCCCCACAGUGGGAUGGGGGAGAGAAUUGGAAGGGUAAAAGUAAGAAAACUUGUGGGCUGAGAUAAGAACAGUUUAGUAAUUGAAGUAAAAUAAAAUAGUAGUAAUAAUAAUAGAAUAUACAGAGCAAGUGAUGUACGAUGCAAUUGCUCCCCACCCCUCCAGCUGAUGCCCAGCCAGUCCCCAAGCACUUGCCCCCCAACCAGCUUUCCCCCAGCUCUAUGCGCUGAGCAUGACCCAUGCGGUGUGGGACAUCCCUGGGGCCAGUUGGGGUCACUGUCCCGGCCGUGCCCCCCCAGCCCCUCGCUGGUGGGGUGGGGUGAGGGGCAGAAGAGGCCUUGGCUUUGUGCAUGAAACCAUCCCUGGGUUAUCAGCACUGCUUCCAGCACCAAUCCAAACACAGCCCCGCACCAGCUACUGUGAUAAAAUUAACUCUCUCCCAGCCAAAACCAGUACAGCCAGAAAUGUAUUUUAAUCUAUCUGUAUUUGAUUAUGGUGCAAAGAUUCAGAAAUUAUUUUUUAUGAACUGUAAUUAACAUAUUUACAAAUAUUUCUAUAUUAGAAGUGUUCUGUUUAAACUGGAA